Trichomycterus rosablanca is the source of this 6777-nucleotide messenger RNA. It is a transcript of the gene dscama, whose product is annotated as Down syndrome cell adhesion molecule a. The transcript has 32 exons. Bases 358 to 6003 code for a protein of 1881 amino acids. NCBI's taxonomy places the organism in Eukaryota, Metazoa, Chordata, Actinopteri, Siluriformes, Trichomycteridae. The record is from RefSeq and is a predicted model, not a curated record. Gene Ontology annotation, molecular function: cell-cell adhesion mediator activity. Gene Ontology annotation, biological process: homophilic cell-cell adhesion; dendrite self-avoidance; axon guidance. Gene Ontology annotation, cellular component: plasma membrane; axon.
AGUGAAGAUCUACAUUCCAGCUUGUAUUUUGUCAAUGCAUCUCUGCAAGAGGUAGUGUUCGCCAGCACCACAGGGACGCUGGUGCCCUGUCCCGCAGCCGCUGUGCCUCCAGCCACGCUGCGCUGGUACCUGGCCACCGGCGAAGAGAGCUACAACGUGCCUGGGAUCCGCCACGUGCACCCCAACGGCACCCUCCAGAUCUUCCACUUCCCUCCCUCCAGCUAUAGCAAAGUGAUCCAUGACAACACCUACUAUUGCACCGCCGAAAAUCCUUCAGGGAAAAUCAGAAGCCAGGAUGUUCACAUUAAGUCUGUCUUACGAGAGCCGUAUACGGUCCGUGUGGCGGACCAGACAGCCAUGAGAGGCAGUGUAGCCGUCUUCAAGUGCAUUAUUCCUUCCUCUGUGGAGAAAUACGUCUCUGUCGUGGCAUGGGAGAGAGACACAGUCCCCCUCGUCUCAGGACCUCAGUUUCUCAUAACGUCCACGGGAGCUUUGUACAUCCUGAACGUGCAGAAGGAGGACGAGUUGUUCAACUACCGCUGCAUGACGAGGCAUCGCUACACCUCAGAGACAAGGCAGAGCAACAGUGCCCGGCUCUUUGUGCCAGACCCGACAAAUUCAGCUCCAACGAUCCUCGAUGGCUUUGAGAAACGAGAGAUCAUGGCCUCCCACAGAGUGGAGCUUCCAUGCAAAGCUUCAGGCCAUCCAGCACCAAAAUACCGCUGGCUAAAGGACAACAGGCCACUGGAGCCGGAUAGUCGAUUCAGACAGAGCGUGACUGGGCUGCUGAUCGAACGGGCGCAACCCAGCGAUUCGGGAAGCUACGUGUGUGAGGUGUGGAACAAAUACGGUAAUGCUGAGGUCAGCGGUCACCUUGUGGUCAAGGAACCAUUGCGGGUGGUGGUCAGUCCAAGGAAAGUGAAAGGCAGCGUUGGCAGUCAAGUGUCCCUGACCUGCAGCGUCACCGGCUCCGAUGAGUACGAGCUUUCCUGGUACCGUAAUGGCGACAAGAUCAACGAAGGGGGUGGAGUCCACAUGAACGGCAUCAACAAGGAGAACCUGGUGAUGGAUGGCAUGGCCAAGAGCGACGGAGGAGCCUACCAGUGCUUUGCUCAGAAAGGAAAGCUGUCAGCUCAGGAUUUUGUGCAGGUCAUCUUAGAGGACGGCACCCCCAAGAUCUUGUCCGCCUUCAGUGAAAAAGUGGUGAGCCCCAACGAAUUUGUCUCACUGACGUGCCACGUGAAGGGGACGCCGCAGCCCGUGGUGACGUGGACGCUGGACGACGACGUCGUGUUGAAGGACAGCCGUCAUCGCAUGGGCCACACCGUCACUGCCGAGGGGAACGUGAUCAGCUACCUGAACAUCUCGCACACGCAGGUCCGAGACAGCGGCGUCUACCGGUGCACCUGUAACAACUCGGCGGGCACGGUCUCCUACCAGGCUCGAAUAAACGUAAGAGGUCCUGCUGACAUUCGCCCCAUGAAGAACCUCACUGCCAUUGCCGGUCGAGACACGUACAUUCACUGCCAUGUCAUUGGAUACCCGUACUACUCCAUCAAAUGGUACAAGAACUCCAACCUGCUGCCCUUCAAUGACAGACAGCGAGCGUUUGAAAAUAAUGGUACUCUGAAGCUUCUGAAUGUUCAGAAAGAACUGGAUGAGGGUGAAUACUCCUGCCACGUCCUCGUCCAACCACAGGUCUUUAAAAACCAGAGCGUCCAUGUCACUGUGAAAGUUCCUCCCUUCAUCCAGCCCUUCGAGUUCCCGCGCUACUCUAUCGGUCACAGGGUCUUCGUUCCCUGCGUGGUGCGGUCAGGUGAUCUGCCCAUCUCAAUCAACUGGGAGAAAGAUGGAAAGCCUAUUAAUGCGAGUCUGGGUGUCACCAUCGACAACAUCGACUUCACCAGUUCACUGAGAAUCUCGAACCUGCAGAGAGUUCAUAACGGAACAUACACGUGUAUCGCCCGCAAUGAUGCUGCGGUUGUCAAGUACCAGAGCCAGCUCAUCGUCAGGGUUCCACCAAAAUUCACUGUCCAACCUAAAGACCAGGAUGGAAUUUAUGGGAAAGCUGUGAUCCUCAACUGUUCUGCUGAUGGAGAACCUCGGCCAACCAUAGAGUGGAAAUACUCUAAGGGUGCUGGUGUGCCUCAGUUUCACCCCAUCGCUCUGAAUUCGGGGUACAGAGUCCAGCUGCUAAGCAAUGGCUCUCUGCUAAUAAAGCACGUGCUAGAGGAGGAUGCUGGGUACUACCUGUGCAAGGUCAGCAACGACGUGGGAGCCGACGUCAGCAAGUCCAUGUACCUCAACGUCAAAAUUCCUGCCAUGAUCACAUCGUACCCUAACAACACUCUGGCAACUAAGGGUGAGAAAAUCCAGAUGAGCUGUAAGGCGCAUGGUGAGAAACCCAUCAUGGUGCGCUGGGAGAAAGAAGUGGAAAAGGAGAAGCAGUCGCACAUCAUCAAUCCCGACAUGUGGAGACACACGGUCACCAUCAAGAAAGUCGGUGAGGAGGUCAUCUCCACCCUGGAGAUUUACCCAACUCAGAGGGAAGAUUCUGGCUUUUUUUCUUGCCAUGCCAUCAACUCAUACGGUGAAGACAGAGGCAUAAUUCAGCUCACUGUCCAGGAGCCACCAGAGCCUCCUAAAGUAGAGAUUCGGGAGGUGAAGGAAAGGACCAUUGCUCUCCGCUGGACUAUGGGAUUUGAUGGGAACAGUCCUAUUACAGGCUACGACAUUGAGUGCAAAAAUAAAUCAGCCACUUGGGAAAGAGCUCGCAAAACAAGAGACGUCUCCCCAACACUGAAUCUGGCCACCAUCAUCGAACUGCACCCGUCAUCCACCUACAACAUCCGUAUGUUCGCCAAGAACCACAUCGGAGACAGCGAACCCAGCAACGAGCUCACUGUAACUACGGAUGAAGCAGAUCCAGAAGGUCCACCUCAAGAUGUGACUCUUGAAGCGAUGUCUUCUCAGAGCAUCAAGGUUACAUGGAAGGCUCCUCAGAAACAUCUCCAGAAUGGUAUGAUUAGAGGAUACCAGGUGUGCCAUAGAGAGCACUCGGUGAAUGGGAGUCACCAGUUCAUAUGUCUGAGCGUGGAGAGCACUGGUGAGACCGAGACCCUGACGCUGAACAAUUUAAAGAAAUUCACGCAGUACGAGGUGGUGGUGCAGGCAAGCAACAGCGCCGGACCCGGUCCUGCCUCCAGCGAAGUCCGGGCCACCACUAUGGAAGAUGUUCCCAGCAGACCUCCAGAGAAAGUGACAGCUACAGCUACGUCUCCUGAGACCAUCUCUCUGUCGUGGUCCACUCCUGCCAGAGAAGCUCUGAACGGUGUGCUGCAGGGCUUUCGCAUCAUCUACUGGGCCAACUUGCCGGACGGAGAACUGGGUGAGAUCAGGAACAUCACCACACUACAGCCUCCUCUGGAGCUGGACGGCCUGGAGAAGUUCACCAACUACAGCAUCCAGGUGCUGGCGUUUACCCGGGCUGGAGACGGCGUCCGCUCUGAGCAGAUCUACAUCCGCACCAAAGAGGAUGUUCCAGGCCCACCAGGAGGGGUGAAGGCUGCAGCAGCAACCAACUCGAUUGUGUACGUUUCUUGGCUCCCACCACUCAAGCUCAAUGGUGUAAUCAGGAAAUACACAGUGUUCUGUUCCAGCUCAUAUCCCACGGUGGUGAAUGAGUUUGAAGCGGCUCCAGAUGAGUUUCUUCACAAGGUGCAGAAUUUGAGUCGGAACAGGAAGUACAGCAUCUGGGUGAUGGCGGUGACGGCUGCGGGACGAGGCAACAGCAGUGAGGUCAUCACUGUCGAACCCCUCGCCAGAGCUCCUGCCAGGGUCCUCACCUUCAGUGGUACAGUAACGACCCCCUGGAUGAGAGAUAUCGUCUUGCCCUGCAGAGCUGUAGGAGAUCCACCACCCACCGUUAAAUGGAUGAAGGAAAGUGGGAGCCCGGGCCCUGCCAUCAUCGACGGGCGGCGCAGCAUACAUGGGAAUGGAAGUUUUGUCAUCAAGGGUGUGAAAGCUGAGGAUUCUGGGUAUUACAUCUGUGUUGCCAGCAAUAACUGGGGUACUGAUGAGAUAACAUUGAACCUACAGGUGCAAGUCCCCCCAGAUCAGCCGCGUCUCACGGUGACCAAAACGACGACCACAUCCAUUACGCUUUCCUGGAUACCAGGGGAUAAUGGCGGUAGUUCCAUCAGAGGGUACAUUCUGCAGUACUCAGAGGACAACAGUGAACAAUGGGGGAAUAUUCCCAUCAGCCCCAGCGAGCGCUCGUACCGACUGGAGAAUCUGAAGUGCGGCACAUGGUACAAGUUCACCCUGACUGCCCACAAUGCCGUGGGUCCGGGUCGCAUCAGUGAGAUCAUCGAAGCGAAGACUCAUGGGAAAGAACCCCAGUUCUCCAAAGAGCAGGAACUGUUCACCAGCAUUAACACUACAUGCGUACGACUCAAUCUGAUCGGAUGGAACGACGGAGGUUGUCCGAUCAUAUCCUUCACUCUGGAGUACAGACCUCUGGACAGUCUGGUGUGGACCAAAGCUCAGCGUACGUCUCUUACCAAGAGUUACACACUGAUGGACCUGCAGGAAGCCACGUGGUAUGAGCUACAGAUGAAGGUGUACAACAGCGCCGGGUUGGGAGAGAAGCGGGUCGAGUUCGCCACGCUCAACUAUGAUGGCAGCACUAUACCGCCACUGGUGAAGACAGCCGUGAAGAACCCAGUGAAGAAAAGCAAUAACGAGGGAAUGAAGAUGAUGGUGACCAUCUCGUGCAUCCUGGUGGGCAUGGUGCUGCUCUUUGUCCUGCUCAUGGUGCUCAGGAGGAGGAGGAGGGAGCAGAGACUCAAGAGGCUCAGAGAUGCAAAAAGCUUAGCAGAAAUGCUAAUGAGCAAAAACACCAGACCUUCAGACACUCUGAACAAACAACAGCAAACCCUACGCAUGCACAUCGACAUUCCCCGGGCUCAGCUCCUCAUCGAGGAAAGAGACACCAUGGAGACAGUGGACGACAGAUCUACCGUGCUGCUCACUGAGAACGAUUUUGGUGAGACCGCCAAGCAAAAAACGACCACAGCGACACACACCGUCCACUACCAGUCUCUUACCCAAGCCACGGGGCCGCUGGUGGACGUUUCGGAUGUUCGGCCCGGGACGAGCAAAAGCAGCCUGUCAAAUCCCACAGCACGGCGUGCAGCUAAGCCAGGGCCUGCAUCACGAAACCGCUACGCUAGCCAGUGGACGCUGAACCGUCCUCAUCCGCAAGUUUCCACUCACACGCUCAGCACAGACUGGCGGCUCGGGACGCCGCGGGUACCCGGCUCUGUGGAUAAAGAGAGCGACAGCUACAGCGUCAGCCCAUCUCAGGAUACAGGUCAGAGUUCAGAGACCCGGAGCAGCAUGGUGUCCACGGAGAGCGCCUCCUCCACCUACGAGGAGCUGGCGCGUGCCUACGAGCAUGCCAAAAUGGAGGAGCAACUCCGGCAUGCCAAGUUCACCAUCACCGAGUGCUUCAUAUCGGACACGUCCUCCGAGCAGAUGACGGCCGGCACCAACGACUACACGGACAGCCUGACGUCCAGCACGCCAUCCGAGUCGGGCAUCUGCAGGUUCACUGCCUCACCGCCCAAACCUCAGGACGCAUGCAGGGUCAUGAACAUGGCUGUGCCCAAAGCCCACCGGCCAGGGGGCGAGCUGGUACACCUCCCACCGUACCUGCGCAUGGACUUCCUAUUGAACAGGUCCUCAUCGGGCCUGGAGCCUCAGAAGACCCGGUCCCUGAAGCGGCCCAGCCUGGUGCCAGCCCCAUCCGAGGUGUCUGCCGCCAGAGAGGCACAGCAGUGGCAGCCCGGCACCGGAGCCUCCACGCUGCCCCAGAGGGAGGCCGGCUCGGACUUGGCACAGGCUGCCAAGCUCAGCACGUCACAGGAGUCUCUCUUAGACUCGCGGGGACACUUAAAACAGAGCAGCAAUCCAUACGCCAAGUCCUACACGCUGGUAUAACCCAGAGGACACGGACCGGACACUCCUACAUACAUACACAUACACACAUACACACAGAUAAAUACAUACACACACUCACACACACACAGGCACACGGUGAAUAAACUCACGCUUGUACAUAACGGCCUGCCGGAGGGCCACUGCCGAUUCUUUACUUUCUUUUAUGCUUUUUUAAACACGUGGAUCCACUUUAAAAAAAAAAAAACAUACAUACUCCAGAUGGGAGAAGAUUUUGAGACGAUGUUCACGAUUUAUUUGAGAAAUAUUAUUAUUAUUAUUAUAAUUAUUAUUAUUAUUAUUAUUAUUAUUAUUAUUAACAUGAUUUUUUUUUACUAAUUAUUAAUUACUAUUAUUUACAGUAUGUUAGCAUUAGUAUGCACUAGAAUGACUGGAAGCCCAUUUUUUUCUACUGAACUUUAUUUGUGUAAUUAUUAAGAAAAUAAUACAAUUACAUAGUUUGAGAGAGCGUGUGUGAUCACCACUGUUCCAAAGUUGUCACUGUUUUCAGAUUUUUAAUAUUUUAAACGUUUCAUAUGGGUGCAUGGGGAGCGACCAAUAAUCUAUGAUGAGAUGAAAAAAAAAUCUGAAAUAGAGAGCGGCUGGGAAACCCGGCUGAUAAUUUUUUCCUUUUCUUUUUUUUUUCAUUUAGAAAUGAAAUGUGAAGAUUUAGUAUUCUUAUGAUGAUAAAUCUAUAAAUUAUAUAUAUUAAAUGAGAAAUCGAUUUUAUUUGUGGGUGAUACAGGGGAAAAUUUGAUUUGAUUGAUUAAUAAAAGU